This is a messenger RNA of Aspergillus neoniger CBS 115656, 1454 nucleotides long. Its product is annotated as chalcone isomerase domain-containing protein. NCBI's taxonomy places the organism in Eukaryota, Fungi, Ascomycota, Eurotiomycetes, Eurotiales, Aspergillaceae. The transcript has a single exon. The coding region runs from base 1 to 1332 and encodes 443 amino acids. The record is from RefSeq and is a predicted model, not a curated record. Gene Ontology annotation, molecular function: intramolecular lyase activity.
AUGCCACCGAUACCCCCUUCCCUCCGCGCCGCCCGCGCUCAAUGGCGCACCUGCGCCCAACACCUCCACGCCUCCACCAACCCCCCCAAAACCCGCCUCUACAGCACAACCCGCACCCUCCGCUCCACCACCAGCACCAGCACCAGCACAGCCAGCAACCCCCUCCGCAGCGCCGCCCGCGCGCCACGCAGCCGCGAACAAGACCUCGCGCGGAGCAAACGGUCAAUGUACAUCUCAGCGACAGGGAUGAUCGUAUGCGCCAUCGGAAUGUACGGGGUGAUCAAAGCGGACGUAUUCGGUUUGGAACAAACCACCGCCACCACCACCGACGGAGUCGAAAUCGAGAACACCACCACCACAAGCGGCAGCACCAAACUCGACGGCCCCAGCACGGGCUUUCCCACAAAGCCCACGCUAACGCACAUCCAAUCCGCCAGCAGAAACCCCGACCAAGUUGAGACAGGGACGAGCUCGAUCCCGCAUUUCCCGGCAGUGAUUUAUCUGCCGAAGUGGUUGGAGAGUGAGGAUAAUAAUACUCCUGCGUCUGCGACGGAUUUGCCUGUGGAGAGUAAUGGAAAGGAGGGUGAAGGGGAGGAAUACCAUCUCCUAGGAUUGGGUAUUCGGACAGUCUCGUUCCUCAAUUUCCAGGUGUAUGUUGUGGGAUUGUAUGUUGCGAAGGAGGACUUGGCGGAGCUGCAAUCGCGACUGGUGCGCACGGCGGUGCAUCCUCCCGGGGAGGGGACGGAGUCGGUGAUUGAUAAUGAGGUGGGGGCUACGGCUGCGACGUCGUUGGUGUCGAUGGAGAGGGAGAAGUUGAGGGAGUUGUUGUUGGAUGCGGAGAAGGGGGAGCAGGCGUGGGAUGUGCUGUUGAAGAAGGAUGGGUUGAGGACGGCGUUUCGGGUCGUGCCGACGCGGAAUACGGAUUUCUUGCAUUUGAGGGAUGGGUGGGUGAGGGGGAUUACGGGUAGGGCGCAGAGGUAUAAUAAGGUUGAGGGUGGUGGUAAGGGGGAGUUUGAGGGCGAGGAGUUUGGUCAGGCUAUGGGGGAGUUUAAGGGCCUUUUUGGAGGUGGGCAGAGGAAGAGUGUGCCUAAGGGACAGGUGUUGGUGUUGGCGAGGGGCAAGAAGGGACAGUUGGAUGUGUUGGUUCAGGGUGGUGGUGAUGGGAAGGAUGCGCUGCCGGAUAGGUAUUUGGGUAGGGUCAAGGAUGAGAGGGUGAGUCGGUUGGUGUGGUUGAAUUAUUUGGCGGGGAAGAAUGUCUCGAGUGAGGGGGCCAGACACAGUGUGGUGGAUGGGAUUAUGGGGGUUGUGGAGAGGCCGGUUGGGACUGUAUAAUCCCCCUCUCUCUCUGUCUCUCUCUCUCUCUAUACUACUCCUUUCCUAUUUCUGAUGUUUGAGUAUGUAGUGUAUGUAUGUAUUAUAUAUGAUCUGAUAGCACCAAUCAAUUAUCUAUCAUU